GGAUUAAACCAUUUGGAUUUUUAAGUUUACUAUAUCUGGUUGUUUACUUGCAACGAAUGUUUGUUUUGAAACCGAUGUACGUUUGGGACAAGCGUAGUAUCAAGCGUCUCAAUAAGUAAAAAAAAGUCGAGAACUUGUCUGCGCAUCCGCUACGUUUAAUACCUUUGCUUCCGAGUGGAUAAAACCACUACUUUUGCGCGCUGACGAUUCAGUGUUCAGCUUUACACUCAAUUGGCAACAAGUGAAACAUUUUGCUAUUAAAAUUCUCUCAUCUUUCAAUUUAAAGGUAAAACAUCUUGAAUUAAAAGGGAAAAAAGUGCAAAAACAAACAAUUUGGCAGCAGACAUAAUUUCGACUUUGAAGUUCCAAAUGGAGUUGCAUUUCUUAAUAUUUUAGAUGUUCAUUAAAGUAGAUUUAAUAGUGGUAAAAAGAUGAACGGUGACGUUACAUGCGGUGCAUAGUAAGUCACAUAAUCAUUUGAAUUUUAAGCUCCAUUUCCAUUCUGAAAUUGUUGUUUAGUUAAUCGGUUGAGUUCUUUAGAAAACGGAGCAUUAUACAAAUAUAUAUUGUGUGUUUUGUUUUGCGUUACACUGUCGUUAAACGGCAAGAAAAGGCCGUAAACAACUACACCAAAAUAAUAUUUUCAAUAACGAAGGAAAAUACAAUAACUGCGAACGUGUCAUUACCGACGCUUGAAAAGCAUUAGAGAGGUUUGCCCUUCCUUUCCUUCAUCGAAAGGCAGGAAAGUCGUUGAACCACAUCCUGUCACAUUAGUCAACCGCUAAUAAUGAGAGUGCUGUCAUUACAACAGGCAUCAGUCUACCUGGCAUAGUCCAAUAAGGGUUUGUCAGUUAAGUGUUUUGCACACCAUUUUUAAGAGUAAUCUAAUUGAUUGGGAAAAAUCAACCGACACGCUCCUGGCAAUCCAUCGGUGAAAGGUCUCAAAUAAAGCGAUUCUACUUAUUUGCUCCUAUCAACACUAAAACUUGUAUCCGAUCUCCCUCUCCCUCCUGUUGUGCAUGACGGAGUUUUCCUCGUUUCUUUGCAUCCAUGUAAGUGCUGUUUCAUGUUUGUCUCUGCAACAAAAACGAAAAGAGUAAGACUUUCAUUUUCAAAAAUAACACCAAUUGCACUUUUUAAAAAUCUUUUACGGAAGCCAACUCCACAAAUGAAAUAGUUUCAAAGUGAAAAUAAACUUUACUGGUCUUAAUCUAGAAAAUGGAUACGAAACUAGAGGUGGGGUGCGAAUUCAACAAUUGUACAUCAGUUUCUUCACCGGGAGCCAACAUCGCGUCUCCAAUAACCUCGUCGCUGUUUGGUAUUCUAGGUAAUGCAAUAGCCCUAGUUACCGUACACCGAAUGAAGCUGGAAAGACACAGAACGGUAUUUUUCGUGUUCAUCGCGGGAUUGGCUUUCGCCGAUCUUGUCGGCAUAGUUCUCACCACUUUUCCCGUCUUGCUCGUCUACAGCCAUGGAUACUACUUCGGCGGACCGAUGAUGUGCAACUACCAUGCAUUCACGAUGGUGACAUUUGGACUCUUAACUCCAAUGAUUGCUUGCGCUAUGGCCAUGGAACGAUAUUUCGGAAUACGACACGGAUAUUUCUACAUGCUCCAUUUUAGUCCGCAACGAGCUAGAAUGGCUUUACUGAGUUUAUGGCUGGUGGCCAUCAUCUUUUCGUCUCUUCCCAUGUUUGGAUUCGGACAGUACGCUAUUCAAUAUCCGGGAACUUGGUGCUUCCUCAACCUGCAUCCGGAGACGACAAUCGAUGCAACCUAUUCGAUUACAUUCGCUGUCCUCAACUUACUUCUUAUUGGCAUUAUGAUUAUAUGCAACAUUGGGGUGCAGUGCACUUUGGUCGCAUUGCGUUGCCAACGGAGCUCAGCGGACCGGGCGGAUCGUUUCCGGCGGACCCACCACAGCCCCCAGCAGGAGGAAUUGGAAGUGCAGAUGAUGUUUGUCCUCCUAGCCAUCACUUUCGUUUUUACUUUAUGCUGGACGCCGUUACAAUUUCAGAUAUUAAAAAAUCAAUUCUAUGAACACAAAACAGCUCUUGAUCACGCCGGUGAUUUACUGGCUAUUCGUUUGGCUUCCAUUAACCAGAUAAUAGACCCUUGGGUGUACAUUCUCUGCAAGAAGUUAUGUUUUCGUAGGGGCUGCACGUGCUGGAGGUACGUUGUUCAGAAGACUAACUGGGGUUCAAUCAAACGCAGCCUGAGUCAAAAAGAGUUUAUUGGCACUUCAUCGCUACGUUCGGCCUUGGUUCACUUGCGAGCUCAACAACAGCCGACAAGGUCAGCAUCAGCAAGUCGCCCGUGUUCUCGAUGCCGACAAAAAAGAGUAGAUGUCGAUUUGGAGGUAGACGCAGCGGAAACCAUUACCCUCGACGAAGCUAAUCAUUUUUCGUCAAGUUUGAGCAAUGCGGCAAUUUGUUACGACUCGACCAGUAAAAGCACUUCAUUGCCUAUCAACGCUAGCCCCGCUCCUACCGCAAUCCUAAUAGGUGGAGGUUCGGAUGGAGGCACAGAAAGCUCCGCUAGUCACGAAAUUCCUAUUCCAAUUUUCACAUCUUCCCAAUACUCGAUCCAACGACGAAGGACUCGCUCUACACCGCGUUCCAGCAGAAAAGAAGAGCGCCGAAAUCCGAUUGUGAAUCACACGGAUACUACUGCAGAAAAUAAAAACAGGUCGGCGGCGAGGGUGUUUUCCAUUGACUGUGAAGAGAAAAUCCCGGCUAUCGGUCGACGCCGUCACUCUUGGUGCUGUUCAAAUGGACCAUUUUCUACGGUGGGUAAAAGGUACGUAACUCAAAGUACGCAAACCAUCGACGAAACACAAACAAAUACUCCACUAUAGACGUAAAAACUGAUUAAAUGAUACAUGAAAUAGUCUUGAACGAUUUGCCACGAUAGACGUCGAAUUUCAAUGUACCAACAAAUUAAUGUUCUCCAAUACAUUGUCGUUAUUUGGCGUA
This is a messenger RNA of Daphnia magna, 2974 nucleotides long. RefSeq names its product prostaglandin E2 receptor EP3 subtype. The transcript is spliced from 10 exons. The record is from RefSeq and is a predicted model, not a curated record. Gene Ontology annotation, cellular component: plasma membrane. Bases 1219 to 2856 code for a protein of 545 amino acids. Gene Ontology annotation, molecular function: thromboxane receptor activity. Gene Ontology annotation, biological process: inflammatory response; adenylate cyclase-activating G protein-coupled receptor signaling pathway; positive regulation of cytosolic calcium ion concentration. Lineage: Eukaryota; Metazoa; Arthropoda; Branchiopoda; Diplostraca; Daphniidae.